Molecule: messenger RNA, 2268 nt
Organism: Coregonus clupeaformis (lake whitefish)
Lineage: Eukaryota; Metazoa; Chordata; Actinopteri; Salmoniformes; Salmonidae
Product: KRR1 small subunit processome component homolog
Exons: 10
Coding region: 37-1179 (380 amino acids)
Cellular component (GO): small-subunit processome; nucleolus
Molecular function (GO): RNA binding
Source: RefSeq, a predicted model, not a curated record
UACGCAGUUCCGGUCUGUCUUUCCGGCACAACAAAAAUGGCGUCCUCCACGAACGAAGAAAGCGUGAGUGAAACGCAGUCGGGGAAGAAGUCGAAAAAUAAUACAAACCAAGUGGAUGAAUCUCAACUCUUCACUGUUCCCGAUGGAUGGAAGGAGCCAGCAUUCACGAAGGAUGACAACCCCAAAGGUCUAUUGGAGGAGAGCAGUUUCGCCACUCUCUUUCCCAAAUACAGAGAGGCAUACCUGAAAGAAUGCUGGCCACUGGUCCAAAAAGCACUAGGCGAUUCACACAUCAAGGCCACCCUGGAUUUGAUCGAAGGCAGCAUCACGGUUUGCACCACCAAAAAGACCUUUGACCCAUAUGCCGUUGUAAGGGCACGGGACCUCAUCAAGCUGUUGGCCAGAAGUGUGCCAUUUGAGCAGGCAGUGCGUAUUUUGGAGGAUGACAUGGCGUGUGACAUCAUCAAAAUUGGCACGCUGGUCAGAAACAGAGAACGGUUCGUGAAGAGGAGGCAGAGACUCAUCGGACCUAAAGGAUCUACACUCAAGGCGUUGGAGCUGCUCACCAACUGCUAUGUCAUGGUGCAGGGGAACACUGUGUCAGCCCUGGGACCCUUCAACGGCCUCAAAGAGGUAAGGAAAGUGGUGUUGGAUACCAUGAAGAACAUCCACCCCAUCUACAACAUCAAGACGCUCAUGAUCAAGCGCGAGCUGUCCAAGGACCCCGAGCUGCGGCUGCAGAGCUGGGAGCGCUUCCUGCCCAACUUCCGCCACAAGAACCUGACCAAGCGCAAGGAGCCUAAGAAUAAGACGACAAAGAAGGAGUACACUCCUUUCCCCCCGCAGCAGCCUGACAGCCAGAUUGACAAGGAACUGGCAACGGGAGAGUUCUUCCUUCGAGAGAGCGUUAAGAAGAGGAAGAAGAUGGAAGAGAUAAAGGUGAAACAAGCCGAGGCGUUGACCAAGAGGCAAGAGGAGCGAAACAGAGCCUUUAUUCCUCCUAAGGAGAAACCUGUUAUGAGGAAGACCAACAAAGCUCCCUCAGAAGCCAAAAUCGACAUUGAGGCCAUCAAGGCUAAGGUAAGGAAAGCCAAGACCAAGAAGCUAGGAGCCCCCUCAGUUAACCCUGUCCCACAGACCACACCCGCCAGUGACAAGAAGAAGAAGAAGAAGGGCUAACCUUUGAAAGGCUUGGACAAUGGACGAUAUUUACUAUUACUGCAUUCAAAUGGGGCAUGCAGAUCACUGACGUAAAGGAUGUCAGGUUUGUCAGAACAUCGGUUUGGCUAAAUAUUUAUUUGUGAUAUUAAUAGAAUAUCCCCAAUUCCUCACAGAGAUGAACCUUCCUCAUAGUUUCGAUGAUUUAAAUGAAUAUUGAAUGCUUCUGUCAGCAGUAGAGGAGAGAGUAUAGAGUGAAGGUGUCACCCUAUAUGUGAGAUCCAAUGCUUCUGAGUGUUACCUAGUUCUUCUGUGACCGAGGCCCAUUCUUCAAUAUUGCUUAGCGACAGUUUCUAAGACGUGCACAGAAUGUGAUUCACCUGGUUUAUCCUAACGCCACAGAUUGUGAUUCACCUGGUUUAUCCUAACGCCACAGAAUGUGAUUCACCUGGUUUAUCCUAACGCCACAGAUUGUGAUUCACCUGGUUUAUCCUAACGCCACAGAUUGUGAUUCACCUGGUUUAUCCUAACGCCACAGAUUGUGAUUCACCUGGUUUAUCCUAAUGCCACAGAAUGGAUUCACCUGGUUUAUCCUAACGCCACAGAUUCCUCCUCUUGUCCUAUUCCUCAGAACAACUUGUACUGCUUUCAGCCAACACCUGUCCAUGUUAAUAUUUGCAGUAAACACUUUACUUUAAUGAAGCCUGCAAGUAUAAUGGCUUAUGAUUCAGUUAAUGCAUUUUAAGACUUGUAAUGUCUCAUAAUGAUCCUGACUAAAUACAUUUCGAGUCCGUUGAAAAUGUAUACUUAUGAAAAAUAACAUGCAUACCAUUAAAGACGUAUUAUAAAUCAUUAACAAAGUAUUAAGCUAUAUACCUGCAGGCUUUGAGAAAAGGUGUUGUGUUUAGGCAUUGACAUUUUAGUUCAUGAUUAAAUUAACAUUGUUGUGUGCAGCUACAGGCGUCAGGUGUAGCAGAAAUGGGCCUAGAGGACUGCUGAACAGUGAAACAGCCUUGUGAUGUUUAGGAGAACUGUUUUGUGUGGCAUUCUUUGUCAUUUGGUGCUGCUACUUCAAAAGACUCAAUAAAACAAGUAUAUGAUAAACUCUCA